Messenger RNA from Zingiber officinale, 1558 nucleotides. Its product is annotated as 26S proteasome regulatory subunit 7A-like. The record is from RefSeq and is a predicted model, not a curated record. The transcript has 10 exons. Lineage: Eukaryota; Viridiplantae; Streptophyta; Magnoliopsida; Zingiberales; Zingiberaceae. Bases 76 to 1353 code for a protein of 425 amino acids. Gene Ontology annotation, cellular component: proteasome regulatory particle, base subcomplex. Gene Ontology annotation, molecular function: proteasome-activating activity; ATP binding; ATP hydrolysis activity. Gene Ontology annotation, biological process: proteasome-mediated ubiquitin-dependent protein catabolic process.
AGCUGAAGAGUCGUUUCUUCCUCAAGUCAGGGAAGAGAGAGACGUGAGAGGAAAGAGGAGCAGAGAGCGAUCGGCAUGGCUCCCGAACCCGAGGACGAGAUCAACGAGAAGAACCCUCGCCCACUCGACGAGGACGACAUCGCCCUCCUCAAAACCUACGGUUUGGGACCUUACUCUACAAACAUUAAGAAGGUGGAAAAGGAAAUUAAGGAAUUGGCCAAGAAGGUUAACGAUCUAUGUGGAAUCAAGGAAUCUGAUACUGGUCUAGCUGCACCAAGUCAAUGGGAUUUAGUCUCUGACAAGCAAAUGAUGCAGGAAGAACAACCUCUUCAAGUUGCAAGGUGUACUAAGAUUAUCAGUCCAAACACAGAAGAUGCUAAAUAUAUAAUUAAUGUUAAGCAAAUAGCUAAGUUUGUGGUUGGACUGGGAGAUAAAGUCUCCCCCACUGACAUUGAAGAAGGGAUGCGUGUAGGGGUUGAUAGGAACAAAUAUCAAAUUCAGAUUCCUUUACCUCCGAAGAUUGAUCCCAGUGUGACAAUGAUGACUGUUGAAGAGAAGCCCGAUGUUACCUACAAUGAUGUAGGUGGAUGCAAGGAACAAAUUGAGAAGAUGCGAGAAGUUGUAGAGCUCCCCAUGCUUCAUCCAGAGAAGUUUGUCAAGUUAGGCAUUGAUCCUCCAAAAGGUGUCCUCUGUUAUGGCCCCCCUGGAACUGGUAAAACUCUUCUAGCAAGAGCAGUAGCUAACAGAACAGAUGCUUGCUUUAUUCGUGUAAUUGGAAGUGAACUUGUUCAAAAAUACGUUGGAGAAGGUGCUAGGAUGGUUCGUGAACUUUUUCAGAUGGCACGCUCAAAGAAGGCUUGCAUUGUCUUCUUUGAUGAAGUGGAUGCAAUUGGUGGUGCUCGUUUUGAUGAUGGGGUUGGUGGUGACAAUGAAGUCCAACGUACCAUGCUUGAAAUUGUUAAUCAGCUCGAUGGUUUUGAUGCUAGAGGAAACAUUAAAGUUCUAAUGGCUACCAACAGGCCUGAUACUUUGGAUCCUGCACUAUUGCGUCCUGGACGGUUAGAUCGUAAGGUUGAGUUUGGCCUACCUGAUUUAGAGGGUCGAACGCAAAUAUUCAAGAUCCACACCAGGACAAUGAACUGUGAUAGGGAUAUCCGGUUUGAGCUUCUUGCUCGUCUCUGCCCCAAUUCCACUGGUGCUGAUAUAAGAAGUGUGUGCACUGAAGCUGGUAUGUACGCUAUUAGAGCAAGAAGGAAAACUGUUACGGAGAAAGAUUUCCUUGACGCAGUGAAUAAAGUCAUCAAAGGUUACCAAAAGUUUAGUGCCACGCCCAAGUACAUGGUGUACAACUAAGUAAAUCCUCGAGGAACACUAUCCUUUCCUCUCGCAUGCUAUUAGUCAUCUCAUAACAAUACUUGAUAUGGUGGUGAAAGUUUAUUGUUCAAUUCAAUUAAGUUCCUGAAUUGUCUAAAAGAAGGAUGUAGUAGUUUAAAUGAGAUUGCGGUUGCAUAAAUAUCUUACAAGAACACAGUCUGCCUAAAGAAUUUCUCUAUUUCAA